This is a messenger RNA of Lates calcarifer (barramundi perch), 6480 nucleotides long. Its product is annotated as semaphorin-5B. The record is from RefSeq and is a predicted model, not a curated record. Gene Ontology annotation, molecular function: semaphorin receptor binding; chemorepellent activity. Gene Ontology annotation, biological process: axon guidance; negative regulation of axon extension involved in axon guidance; axon extension. Lineage: Eukaryota; Metazoa; Chordata; Actinopteri; Centropomidae. The transcript is spliced from 23 exons. The coding region runs from base 235 to 3513 and encodes 1092 amino acids.
CUUGAAGCCGUUCACAGGGCUGCAGCAGUCCAGACCUCUGGACAGCGGGCUGCCGUCAACCUGCAACAUCUCUGUCUCUGAAUCCAGACAGUUUAUACCAGCGAGGAUCCCACGAUGAGGCAAAAGUAAAAGCGUCGGGAUCCGUGCCACUCGUUCCGUCUCUUGAAAGCAGCCCGGUGAUGGUGAACAAGUGUUUCCUGAGGACCUGAUAGAAGACUGGAUGUGGUUGUAACUAUGCUUACGUCAGGGUGGGGGGUGUGGGCCCUCUCCCCCUGUGGCCUUGUGCUGGUCAUCUGUGCGUCUGUGUGUCUGUCCCAGCAGCCUCCAAUCAAACCUGCAGACUGCAGUAAAAAGGAACAUCCUGUUGUCUCCUACCAAGCAUUGAGGCCGUGGAUGGCAGAGUUCUCCCGUCCAGGAGUGAAGGAUUUCUCUCAGUUGGCUCUGGACCUGAGCAGGAACCAGCUCAUUGUGGGAGCCAGAAACUUCAUCUUCAGACUGAGUUUGAGCAACGCCUCCCUUAUACAGGCAGCAGAGUGGGCACCUGAUGAAGACACAAAGCGCUCGUGUCAGAGCAAAGGCAAAUCUGAGGAGGAAUGUCAAAACUACAUCCGAGUUUUGUUGAUCAGUGGGAGGAUGCUCUUCACGUGUGGGACCAACGCUUUUACACCUGUCUGUAUAACCAGGCAGAUUGGUAACAUCAGUCAGGUGUUGGACACAGUGAAUGGUGUCGCCCGAUGUCCCUAUGACCCACGCCACAACUCCACCGCCAUGGUAACAGAGAAGGGCGAGCUGUACGCUGCUACAGUGAUCGACUUCUCAGGGCGUGACCCAGUCAUCUACAGGAGCCUGGGGAACAUGCCGCCGCUGCGCACCGCCCAGUACAACUCCAAAUGGCUCAACGAGCCUCAUUUCGUGUCAGUUUACGAGAUUGGCCGGUUUGCCUACUUCUUCCUGAGAGAAACCGCGGUAGAAAACGACUGCGGGAAGAUGGUGUUCUCUCGCGUGGCACGGGUCUGUAAGAACGACAUGGGCGGCCGUUUCCUUUUGGAGGACACCUGGACCACCUUCAUGAAGGCCCGGCUCAACUGCUCCCGCUCAGGAGAAAUCCCCUUUUACUACAACGAGCUGCAGAGCACCUUUUACUUACCGGAGCAGGACCUGAUCUACGGCAUCUUCACCACUAAUGUAAACAGCAUAUCAGCUUCAGCUGUCUGUGCCUUCAAUCUGAGCUCCAUCACCCUGGCUUUUAACGGACCUUUCCGCUACCAGGAGAACCCCCGCACUGCCUGGCUGUCCACCCCAAACCCCAUACCCAAUUUUCAGUGUGGCACUCUGGAGGAAGGAGGCCCCGGGGGGAACCUGACAGAGCGCAGCCUCCAGGACGCCCAGCGACUCUUCCUGAUGAACGAUGUGGUCCAGCCGGUGACCGUCAACCCCUUGCUCACCCAGGACAACCUGCGCUUCUCCAAGCUGGUGGUGGACAUUGUGCAGGGCCGAGACACCCUCUACCAUGUCAUGUACAUUGGCACUGAAUAUGGCACCAUCCUGAAGGCUCUCUCUACUGCCAACAAAAGCCUUCACGGCUGCUACCUGGAGGAGCUCAGGAUCCUCCCCGAAGGACAAAUCGGGCCAAUAAAGAGCCUGCAAAUCCUCCAAAGUGACAGGUCCUUGUUUGUGGGACUUGACGACAGACUGUUGAAGAUCCCUUUAGAGCGAUGCUCCAGCUAUCCAACCGAACGUUACUGCAUGGAAGCACGGGACCCAUACUGUGGCUGGGAUCACAAACAGAAGCGCUGCACCACCAUCGAGGAGAGCUCCAACAUGAACCAGUGGACCCAAAACAUCACAGAGUGCCCAAUGAGGAACCUAACGCAGGAUGGCGGUUUCAGUCCUUGGGCACCGUGGCAGCCGUGUAACCACGAUGAUGGCGAGGGCUCUGUCAGUAGCUGUGCAUGUCGGUCCCGCUCAUGUGACGGACCGGUGGCCCGAUGUGGUGGGGUUGAAUGCAAGGGCCCAACCAUCCAGGUGGCAAACUGCUCCAGGAAUGGCGGCUGGACUCCCUGGUCAUCAUGGGGCCAGUGCAGCAGCAGUUGUGGCAUCGGGUUUGAAGUGAGGCAGCGGUCCUGCAACAACCCCUCGCCUCGCCACGGUGGCCGAAUCUGCGUCGGCCAGGGUCGAGAGGAGAGGCUGUGCAAUGAGAAAAAACCAUGUCCCCUGCCAGUGUUGUGGACAGCGUGGAGCCCCUGGGCUCACUGCAGUGCUGAAUGUGGAGGUGGGGUCCACUCCAGGACCAGAACCUGUGAGAAUGGAAACACUUGUCCUGGAUGUGCCACGGAGUACAAAGUCUGUAACCUGGAGGCUUGCCCUGAGGUGCGUCGCAACACCCCCUGGACCCCCUGGAUGCCAGUCAAUGUUAGUCAAGAUGGGUCACGGCAGGAGCAGAGAUUCAGGUACACCUGCCGGGCACUGCUACCCGACCCCCAGCAGCUGCAGCUGGGCAAGAAGAAGGUGGAGACCCGGUUCUGUCCCAAUGACGGGUCUGGAGCCUGUCAGACCGACUCUCUGGUUGAAGACCUGGUGAAGACUAGUGGCCGAACUCUGUCUCAGCCCCAAGGUGCUCGCUGGGGAGCCUGGGAAACGUGGUCCAGCUGUUCACAGCAGUGUUCCAAAGGCUUCCGAACCAGGAAACGAAGCUGCUCGACGGCAGAGGGCAGGACCAACCCAAGCGCCUGCGUAGGAUCCCCAGUGGAGUAUCAGGACUGCAACACUCAACCCUGUCCAGUGAGUGGCGCCUGGUCGUGCUGGUCCUCCUGGUCCCAGUGCUCAUCCAGCUGUGGGGGCGGACACUACCAGCGGACUCGGACCUGCAGCAGCCCGCCCCCCGCCAAUGGAGGAGACAUCUGCAUAGGCCUGCACACUGAAGAGGCCCUCUGCAACACACAUGCUUGUGAAGGUUGGGGUGAGUGGACAGACUGGGGAGACUGUGAUGAGGAGGGUCUGCAGCAUCGCACUCGUCGCUGUGGUGAGGACCAGGAGGCUGAGGCCAGUCUCUGCCAGGGAAACAUCACCCAGUCCAGGCCAUGCCAGCCCCAUGAGGUGCCGGUCAUUUUACCUGGUCAGGAGGACCACAGCUGUGGAACCUUUACCUUGUUCCAGUUGGUAGCUGUGGGCUCAGCUAGCUUCUUUGCAGCAGCGUUAUUGUCGGCGCUGGCGUACACCUACUGCCACCACCUGAACCGGCCGUCAGCAGAGUCAGCAGUCAUCCACCCCAGCACACCCAACCACCUCACCUACAACAAGCAGGGCAACACCACGCCAAAGAAUGAGAAGUACAUCCCCAUGGAGUUUAAGACGCUAAACAAGAACAAUCUCCAUGUGAACGACGAGACGUGCAACCACUUCUCUUCCCCGCUUCCCUCCAGCAACAUGUUCACCACCACCUACUACCCUCCCAGUCUAAGCAAGUACGACUUCCAUCCGGACUCCCCCUGCAGGACCUACAUGCACAGCUGAGAGGAGGCCAGGCUGUAACAACAAAACAAAAAAAACAACCCUCUUUACUCACCCCACCACCACCCUGAAGGGUUUCCUCAUUCAAAACAAACACACCAAGAUUAUUUUAUUAUCCUGUUGGUCAAGAAAGUCUUAAAGUAAACACCAAAAUCAUCCUUAUGUUCCAGUUUGAAUCUGUUAAUAAGAUUUUAAAGGCUCGGUUCAUUUAACCAUUCUCCUCAGACAUCACUGUACACAGAAACUCUUUCACAUUAUGCACAGGUUCAGAGCAUGGUAUAGUAUAUGAAUGAAUCAAAGGAAUCGUUGUCACAGUUGUCACAAAGUAGUUAAAGUACGUACCCUACCUAAAAUCAUAAAUCUCCUUUUUUACAUUUCUGUUUGUGUUUAAACCAACGAGAUAAGGUUUAAAAGUGUUGGCAGGUGUAUUUCUGAACUUUCAACAGAGCCAGGCCCCAGCUCCCUGCCCCCCAAGGAGGAACCAUGUUUUCAAACUACCACCUUCCUCUCACUUCACCCACCCUGAGGUGCUCCACUUGUGCUCAGGGCACUGUGAAAACAGGGUAGGAGCCUGAGGUCCAGAGCUUCAUUUAGACGUGAGACAUUGCAUGUUCCUUCCACUGGACUGAGAAGAGACUCGCCUGCUUGCUUGGCAGGUGAGUUUGGACGACUUAGUAAUACUGUAUACAGACUAUAUGUUGCAGGCAGCUCGGACACUUGAUAGGUGUGGGUUGCCGUCAGUAAAGACUGAUAUCUGUGAAAAAAACCAGACAAAUGAUCUGUUCUAUCCUCACACAUCAUUCUUCACUGUGUGAGCAUGGAGAGAAGAAACAAACUCUGACAGACUUCUGGCUUAUUUGCUUUAAUUUUCAUUUUUAACAGCAGCCACAACCACAACAGAAAACACUGAAGAGCCCUCACUAUGUACUGUACAUCGUUGGAGUCUGCUGACUUCAACAGGUUAGAUGAAUUAUAUUAUGGGUGUUCAUAGAUGUCACUGUUUGUAUUUGUAUCUUUCUCCUGAAACAACAUGAUUGAUUUUUUACUUCAGAAAUGGCUUCUCACAAUUCACUCAUUCACGUCAUUCACUCCUGUUUUCUGGAUGUUAAUUAAGGUUAUUGCUCAACAAUCACCAAAUACAACACAGCUAUACCUGUAUAUUUCAGAGCUUCUCUCAUAAGCCCAUGAACACACCGCCACAGGCUUUUCAACAAAAAGGUAACUUUGACAAAAGUAACACAGCUGGAUGCAUAACUGAUGGAUUAACUUGCUCAGCAGGUCUCAAGUCUCUACAUCUUGUUUUUCUAAGUGAAAAACACAAUGUACAAGACUUUUGUGUGUAGAAAAUGUUCUGCAGCAAAGUAAUAAGUUAUAACUCUGAGAUUUGUUUUUGAUAAAACAUGCUAAACACUGGUUUGAUCUAAGGAAAGCAAGGCAUGGACCACGGACUAAUGUUUUCUCCAAUGCUUCUGGAUACAAUUAAUAAUGAGCAAAUUUGGAAAGAGCAUGAAAAAAAAAACAUAUUUUUACCUUGCACGUUCUCCCAUGACUGUGGAUUUUAACCUAGUGCUCCAGUUUCUUCACACGAUCCAAAAACACACAGCUUAGGUGAACUGGAAACUAAACUGUCCAUAGAUGUGAAUUUGAGUGUUUGUCUAUAUAUGAAUUUUCAAGCAUAUGAGGUAUGAAUGCUAAACUGUUGCAGGUGUUUGUAUAAAUAUGUUUUUCACUUUUCUGUUGCUCAUUUCAACAAACUGUGAAUUAUGAUUAUAAAGAUACAAAUUCAAUAAGACGUCUUCUGGAAAAAAACAGUAUCAUUUGAUACAGAUUUCUCGAGAAACAGGGAUUUCUUUGAAAGUAUUGGAGCAUUUAAAACCAAUAUUCAUGUUUCUUUUAUUAGUGGAAACAGCAUUGUCUGUAUACAUUGUUAUUCAUACAUGUUAAACUGUGGAUGCUUGUAGAAAAGGUUCACAUCUAUACAUGUUCAGCUGAGUUGCUGUACACAGACGUCAAAAACUGGCAAAUUAAUUGGAAUUAAUCAACUGGAGGUGCACGAUUGAUCUCUGAUUGUCUCUAUUUUCCCUAUAAUUAGUACCAAAUUAUGUUUGGAAGAAGCUUCUUGGAAAUUAUUUAAAAUUAUAUGAAAUUACAGACAGGUCAAAUAAAGCAUUUUCACAAGUUCUGCUGCUGAAAACCCUAAAUUAGUGGCUAUUAAAGCCACAAGAUUUUGGCCACUUCUGUAUCAAAAAAUACACUGUCCCCUACAAUCAUGAAUCUGAUUUUGCUGAAGAUUGCCUCAUUUUUCUACAAAACAAAACUCUACAGCUAUAAACACCAGAAUAAUUUGUGACGCUACAGAAAAAAAUCAACACAUAGGUGCUUUAAGACGUGUUCAGAUAUUCACCCUCUGGGUUUUCUGUUACAUUCCAUGACAGUGUUGUUGAUAUUUAAGUUAGUCUGUGCUGUAAAAUAUAUAUUGCAUUCAGUAUCUUGUGUUUCUAAACUGUAAAUACCAAGAAAUGAAUUCAGGUGUUUCUCACCAUUUGCGGUGUUAUGUAGCAUGAAGACAAAACAGCCCUGAGAAUAAUUUGUGUGUCCACGUUUGGGUGCUUGCGUACAAAUAACUGCAUGCACUGAUACUCUUACAUGAAUAUACAUGUCUGUACAGAAAUGUUUGUUUGUAUUUGGCCAAGACAAUGAGAAUAUUAAUUGUUUUAAAAGUUUUGUUUUGUGUUUAAAGGUCUCUGCAGCUCACCGCUCCUCAUUAGAAACAGUGUGUCCUCACAAUUUGUUGUUGGAUCCCUAAAUGGAUUUAUUUUGCUCCCAAAAACACUUCUGCUGAACAUGAUUGGUGUGAAUAUGACAAAACACUGCCUUUUGGACACUGUGAUCUUUUGGUACUCUAUAUUUUUGUAUAAUGUACACUGUAAAAAAAAAAUCAAGAUGAAUAAAUCAAUUUUGGUGCCAUUA